UAUCAAAAUAGGCGAUACAAAAACAAAACAACUGAAUAUCUAAAUAUCUAGCUUGUUGGGGUGUUGUGUAGUGUUUUGCAUUGUUAUUUUGCCUACGGUUGUCUUUGUUCAAAUUUUCAACAAUCAAGCAUUAUUUUUUAUAGAUAAAAGUAGAAAAGCGUGUGUAUGUGCAAUUGUGAUGAGAUAAAUAAACAAGGACUUUGUAUUACCAAAAAAAAAGAAGUUAAAUAAUUUAAUUAUCUUCUCCCAUCAAUAAAAGGAAUUUUUGUAACAAAGACCCAAGUCCUCAAGCAAAAAACUGGACAAUAUGGUGUCCCUCGAAUUGAGUGUAUUGACCUUAAACGUAUGGGGUAUACCGUUUGUCUCCUCAGAUCGAGCCGAACGUAUGCAACACAUUGGCAAGGAGUUGAGCUCGGGUAAAUAUGAUAUUGUAUCACUGCAGGAGGUAUGGACGGAAAAGGAUAGCAUGGUGUUACAGGAACUGACAAAGGCAAUAUUACCAUAUGCCCAUUAUUUUUAUAGUGGCGUUAUUGGUGCUGGUCUAUUGGUCUUGUCCAAAUUUCCCAUAGUUAGUACACUUUUCCAUUCAUGGACCGUAAAUGGUUAUUGUCAUCGCAUCCAGCAUGCCGAUUGGUUUGGCGGCAAAGGUGUUGGCAUGUGCAGAAUACGUGUGGGCGAUCGCUAUGUCCAUCUCUAUAAUGCCCACUUACAUGCCGAAUACGAUAUGGAUAACGACGACUAUAAGACACAUCGAGUCAUACAAGCCUUCGAUACAGCUCAAUUCAUUGAAGCAACACGCUGGGAUUCGGAUGUUCAAAUAUUAGCUGGUGAUUUGAAUACAAAACCAAAAGAUAUUUCUUACAAAGUUCUCCUGCAUACAUCGGAAAUGACAGACACCUGCAACUCGGAUUCGGUGACAACGAAUGAAUGCAAACACAACUCGUAUACACCGAAAAAGGUGUUGGGCAAAAAUCUCAAUGGCUUUCGUAUCGAUCAUAUAUUUGUACGAAGUGCCGAUUCCAUUAAGACCGAGAUAUUAGAAUAUAAAUUACCCUUACCUCAUCGUGUGCCUGGACAAAAAUACAGUUAUUCUGACCAUGAGGCUGUGCAGGUGCGUUUACUUUUAAGACCUAAGGGAGACGAUGAAGAUUCAUGUUCUGUGCGGCAUGUUAGUGCAGCCAUAGAUGGCAGUGAUAGUAUGCAUGAUGUACAAUUGACGCCACCCAAUACACCAAUACCGAAUGGCAAAUCUCAUUCCAAUGGCCAUGUCGAAGAAGAUUGUGCCGCGGCAACGGAUAAAACUUCCAUUAAGGUGGCUGUUAUUCAAGAAUCAAUCGAUCUCUGUGAAGGACAUUUGAAUCAACUGAAAACCGAUAGGGCUGUGUAUUUUACAAUAUCUUUUAUACUAUUAACCGCUUUGAUUCUAAUGGCCGAAUUCCCCGUACCACAUGGCUAUAAAACUCUGUAUUUAUUGCUCAAACUUUUGGUAUUCGGUGUCAUUUUGUUUUGUGUAUUUAUGGGCUCCCUUUGGAAUCUCAUGGAACGUAAUGGCACGCUAUCGGGCAAGACAUCAAUGGAAAUGAAAUUGGCCGGUUCAAAAUUGUUGCCAUUGAAAACCGACUGACAAGAUAUAUCCGGAAUAAAACUAAUGCUGAAAUGUGAAAAUCUAGUGCCAUCACCAAUGGCUGUGAUGUCAUUACCCUUAUCGACUCUCUCAAUGCCAGUAGAAUUUGAUAUACAGCAGCCAAGUUGCCAAGCUAAGGCAAAUAUCAUGGAAACCAGUCAAACCUAUCCCAAUCUGCAUAAUCAUUCCCUAAAACAUUGAUUAUCAUAUGCAACAACAUCAAAACUCCCACUACUUUUCCAAUAAACAGCUCAAACUGCAUUUAAAUAUUCUAUACUUACCCCCUUAAAAAGCUAUGCAAAAAAUUGUGAUUACACAAACAUAGAAAACAGCGACAACCGAUCCCGCGAAAUAAAUCAACUUCCAAACCAAGAUGAUCUUAUUUUUGAAUAUCGUUCAUUACUGUUUAAAGUUUAUCUUAAUUCCUUACUUAGUUAAGCUUUUAUUAUUUUUUUUGUGUGCUUAAUUAAUUUUAAGUCUUAUGUAAAGCCGUGUGGCUUCAAUCAUGUUAUCUGUAUUAGUAAUAAGUUAAAAUAACAACAUAAAAAUGAUAGUAUUUUUAAUGCUGUAUUGUUAUUUUGCAACUCCGAAAAAAUAUGUAUUUUUUUUAGUUUUUGCAACAAAUUUAAAAUCAGUAGCUGAAAAGAUAAGCACUUCUUUUUUCAGUGAAGCUAAUUGUGUAUGAUUUUUUUUUUAAUUAAAUCAAUUAAAAUGAGUCCCGUUUUGCCGAUUUUUGUUAAGUUUAUGGACUUGUUUUUUAAAGUCUCUUGUGAAAAAAAAUAUUUUUUAGUAUUUAAUAUCGAAACUUAUGGGGCUUUCCAAUUGCUAUGUCUGGUACUUUUAUUGGAAAGACAUAACAUUAUAUUGUAGAUUUAAGUUAUUUCAUUUAAUAACAUUUGUGCAAUCGUUUUUUGUUAACAUUAAAAUACAAAAGCAAUCCCAUAUCUGUAUAAACAUAUGUACAUAAAAUAGUAUUCUAUUUUUAAUACAUCAAGAUCUACAAUAAUAAAAAGCAAGACAUAUUA
Musca domestica (house fly) is the source of this 2649-nucleotide messenger RNA. Its product is annotated as putative neutral sphingomyelinase. Gene Ontology annotation, molecular function: sphingomyelin phosphodiesterase activity. Gene Ontology annotation, cellular component: cytoplasm. Lineage: Eukaryota; Metazoa; Arthropoda; Insecta; Diptera; Muscidae. The record is from RefSeq and is a predicted model, not a curated record. The transcript has 5 exons. Bases 308 to 1624 code for a protein of 438 amino acids.